Messenger RNA from Haliotis rubra (blacklip abalone), 777 nucleotides. RefSeq lists its product as uncharacterized. Bases 1 to 777 code for a protein of 258 amino acids. The record is from RefSeq and is a predicted model, not a curated record. The transcript has 2 exons. NCBI's taxonomy places the organism in Eukaryota, Metazoa, Mollusca, Gastropoda, Lepetellida, Haliotidae.
AUGAGCAAGUCCCUUACAUUCUCCUCAGCAUCCAACUCUUCCACAUCACCAGAAGACAAGAAGGAGUCAUUUUCAAUAAGUAAUUCCAGAUCAGCGAGUGUUAAGAUACCUUCAAAGGUUGACUCUAAACCUCAGUCUGGUCCUGUACGAUUUGGGAGUGUCAAGACUGGGAGCAUUACAACCUCCUCCACUACUUCUGUAAAGUCUGGUAGCGUCACCACUACGGCUUCCAGCAAGUCGGACAGUAUAUCCCAGUCUAGCAGCAGCUGGACCAAGCCCCCAGGUGUGACCCAAACUUCUGUGAGUAGGUCAGCCACGUCAACGACCCCUUCUUCUUCCAGCAAACCAGACAGUAUCAAGAACCUAGGCUCAAGUGUGACUGAGGUGAGCAAAGACUCUAAGGUCUCUCCCACUGAGGGAGUCAAGAAAGACUUCGGUCGGGUUCAGUCAGUGAAGACCCCAUCAUCAACACCUGACACCACCCCAGCCUGGAAGUCUUCCAGUGUGAAGACAGCAAACAAGGCACCUGUGCAAUCGGCCCAAUCUUCCAGUGAUAAGAAGGAAUCAGUCCCAGCAUGGCGGAGUGGAAUAAACAAGCCUGCAAGUAAGGUUACCAUCGAGAUCAUCGAGAAGGAACCCAAACAAGAAGUGGUCUUGAGAAAGAAGAGCCCGCCCGCUGCCUCAACACCCGAGGCAGACUUGUGUCGAGACAGCUCCUCCAACCGCUCGUCCCAAAGUCCUGGACAUGGUGAAGAGCUUCCAGAAACUACAAGUUAA